Echinops telfairi (small Madagascar hedgehog) is the source of this 5405-nucleotide messenger RNA. RefSeq names its product sortilin related VPS10 domain containing receptor 2 (gene SORCS2). Gene Ontology annotation, cellular component: membrane. Gene Ontology annotation, molecular function: protein binding. The transcript is spliced from 30 exons. NCBI's taxonomy places the organism in Eukaryota, Metazoa, Chordata, Mammalia, Afrosoricida, Tenrecidae. Bases 1 to 3546 code for a protein of 1181 amino acids. The record is from RefSeq and is a predicted model, not a curated record.
AUGAUGUCCGCCUUCACUGCGCAUGCGCCCUCGGGCCGCGGAACGGGCGCAGACUCCGUAGCCAUUUUGCCCACCCACCCAUCUCCUCAGCCAAUCCAAGACCGCAAGGAUGUGAUGGACAGUCUAUACUCGCCAGUAAUUGAGGUCCGGAGGCGGGAUCUGGGGGGGCCGUCGGGAGCCCUAGAAGGUGAGGAGGCUCGGAGCCCGGCCUCCGUCCCAGCCAAGCGCACCGGGCGCUCGCUUGCUGUGCAAGGCGCUUGGUUCGCGGCGGUCCCUGGCCCUGCUCCGGCCGCCACCCGCGCCGAGGACGGGGCGGCCCCCGGGAAGCCGAGCAGCGGGCUCGGGGCCACAAGGACUUUAGAAAGCGAGACCCGGGAAAGAGAACCUCACUGGGCCUCCACUCCCAGGCCCAGCGGAGAGGCCGCCGCCUCCAGGAAGCCUCCAGGGCGCCUUCUGCGUGUGGACCCAGCUGAGGGGGCAGAACAGGGUGCUGGCCAGGUCUCGCUGGUCAGCUCGUCCUUCGUGCUCAAGGGGGACGCGACGCACAACCAGGCGAUGGUGCACUGGACCGGCGAGGACAGCAGCGUCAUCCUGAUCCUGACCAAGUACUACCACGCGGAUAUGGGGAAGGUGCUGGAGAGCUCGCUGUGGCGGUCGUCAGACUUCGGGACGUCCUACAGCAAGCUCAUGCUGCAGCCGGGCGUCCCCACGGUCAUCGACAACUUCUACAUCUGCCCCACCAACAAGCGGAAGAUCAUCCUGGUGAGCCCCUCGCUCAGCGACCGCGACCAGAGCCUCUUCCUCAGCACCGACGAGGGGGCCUCCUUCCAGAAGCAGCUCAUCUCCUUCUUUGUGGAGACGCUGACCUUUCACCCCAAGGAGGAGGACAAGGUCCUCGCCUACACCAAGGAGAACAAGCUCUACGUGUCCUCUGACCUGGGGAAGAAGUGGACGCUGCUACAGGAGCGUGUGACUAAGGAUCAUGUGUUCUGGGCUGUGACAGGCGUGGACCUGGACACUGACCUGGUACACAUGGAGGCCCAGGACCCAGCUGGAGGCUUCCGCUACGUCACCUGCCGUAUCCACAACUGCUCAGAGAGGACGCUGGUCACACCUUUCCCUGGCCCCAUCGACCAGGGCUCUCUGACCGUGCAGGAUGCCUACAUUUUCUUCAAGGCAACCUCAACAAACCGGACCAAAUACUACGUCUCCUAUCGCCGAGGCCCGUUUGUCCAGAUGAGGCUGCCCAAGUACGCCCUGCCCAAGGACCUGCAGAUCAUCAGCACGGACGAGAGCCAGGUGUUCGUGGCCGUGCAGGAGUGGCACCAAGGGGACACGUACAACCUGUACCAGUCGGACCCGCGCGGUGAGCUCUACUCCCUGGUGCUGGAGCACGUGCGGAGCUCUCGGCAGGCCGAGGAGGACGUGCUGGUCGACAUCCUCGAGGUGAGAGGGGUGAAAGGCGUCUUCCUGGCCAACCAGAAGCUGGACGGGAAGGUGAUGACGCUCAUCACCUACAACAAGGGCCGAGACUGGGCCCACCUGCAGCCGCCUAGCACCGACCUCAACGGGAAGCCCACCAACUGCCAGCCGCCAGACUGCUACCUCCACCUGCACCUGCGCUGGGCAGACAACCCCUACGUGUCGGGCACUGUGCACACCAAGGACACAGCCCCGGGCCUCAUCAUGGGGGCAGGCAACCUGGGCUCGCAGCUGGUGGAGUAUAAAGAAGAAAUGUACAUCACUUCAGACUGCGGGCGCACCUGGAGGCAGGUGUUUGAGGAGGAGCACCACGUGCUGUUCCUGGACCACGGCGGGGUCAUCGUGGCUGUCAAGGACACGUCCAUCCCCCUGAAGGUCCUCAAGUUCAGCGUGGACGAAGGCCACACAUGGAGCACCCACAACUUCACCAGCACUUCGGUGUUCGUGGACGGGCUGCUGAGUGAGCCAGGGGACGAGACACUGGUCAUGACGGUCUUUGGCCACAUCAGCUUCCGCUCGGACUGGGAGCUGGUCAAGGUGGACUUCCGGCCCUCCUUCCCCCGGCCGUGCAGAGAGGAUGACUACGCCUCCUGGGAGCUCCGUGACCUGCAGGGCGACCGCUGCCUCAUGGGCCAGCAGAGAAGCUUCCGGAAGAGAAAGGCUGAGUCCUGGUGCAUCAAGGGGCGGGGCUUCACGUCGGCCCUCACGUCCCGCGUGUGCGAGUGCAGGGCUGCGGACUUCCACUGCGACUAUGGCUUUGAGCGCGCCCUGGCCCCAGAGCCCGGCCCCAGCAAGUGUCUGGCCAACUUCUGGUUUGACCCGGCAUCCCCUCCAGACGGCUGUGCCCUGGGGCAGACAUACCGCACCAGCCCCGGGUACCGGAAGGUGGCGUCCAAUGUGUGUGAGGGCGGUGUGGACCCUCAGCGUGGUGCAGGGCCCCUCCAGUGUCCCCUCACGCCACCCCGGGGCCUGCGGGUCAGCAUCCUGGGCCAGGCCGUGUCCGUGCGGCCAGGAGAGGACGUGCUGUUUGUGGUGCGGCAGGAGCAGGGCGACGUCCUGACCACCAAGUACCAGGUGGACCUUGGGGACGGCUUCAAGGCCAUGUACGUAAACCUCACACAGAGCGGGGAGCGUGUGCGGCACCACUACGAGAGCCCGGGCGUGUACCGCGUUUCCGUGCGGGCGGAGAACGCGGCUGGGCAGGACGAGGCCGUCCUCUUCGUCCAGGUGAACUCCCCCCUACAAGCCCUCUACCUGGAGGUGGUCCCCGCCAUUGGCAUCAACGAGGAGGUGACCCUCACGGCCGUGCUGUUGCCUCUGAAUCCAAACCUCACCGUCUUCUACUGGUGGAUCGGACAUAGCCUGCAGCCCCUGCUGUCCCUGGAGAGCUCGGUGACCACGCGGUUUGCAGAGGCAGGGGAUGUUCGGGUGACAGUGCAGGCCGCCUGUGGCAGCUCUGUGCUGCAGGACUCCAGGGUGAUCCGCGUGCUGGACCAGUUCCAGGUGGUGCCCCUGAGGUUUUCCAAGGACCUGGAUGCCCACAACCCCAACAUCCCGGAGUGGAGGGAGGACGUCGGCCUGGGGGUCACCCGGCUCGUGUCUAAGGAGACCAGUGUCCCCGAGGAGCUGCUGGUGACCGUAGUGAAGCCCGGGCUGCCCACCGUGGCCGACCUGUAUGUGCUCCUGCCCCCUCCUCGGUCCACCAGGAAGAGGAGUCUCACGGACGACAAGAGGGUCCUGGCCAUCCAGCAGGUGCUGAAGGCCCAGAGGAUCAGCUUCAUCCUGCGUGGUGGGGUCCGCGUCCUGGUGGCCUUGCGGGACAUGGACACAGUGUACGGAGAGGUCCCACCUCCCCGCCAGCCCAGCCCCCGAGGGGACCCUCACCGCCAGAGCAGGAAACGCCCUGGCAGGACUGUGUACGCGCAGAUGCACAACGAGAAGGAGCAGGAGAUGACCAGCCCCGUGAGCCACAGCGAGGAUGCCCAGGGCACUGGACAGGGCAAUCAUUCGGGCGUGGUCCUGAGCAUCAACUCCCGCGAGAUGCACAGCUACCUGGUCAGCUGAUGCCCCCAGCCACGGACUCUCCUCACUGCUGUGUCCCUCCUGGGGAGGCCACCCUUGAGGGCUGACAGACACUCCUCUGUCCGGCCCCACCGCCCACUCACCAGAUGGGCUCCGAGCUGUGGCUCAGACACCGGAUCCCCUGGAUGCACUGGACGCCAGACACCUGGACACCACGGACGCUCUGGUCGCCCAGCUGCCCCUUCGAAGCUCGGCUGAGGCUGGGCGUGCCCCCCUCCAGGGUCUAGGGUGUUAGGUGCCCUGAGUUCCCACUUGCUGCUCCAGACUGUAGAGGUGGCUAGGGUGCCCCAUCCUCGCUCUCCCUCAGCCCUGCCCCACCCCACUGACCCUCUGUGGGAGAGGGGACUCCAGGCCUCCCCUCCUGACAGCUGCGCCCCACUUCUCCCACCCCCUCUAUCUAACCUGUCCACCAGAGAGGGCCUCUCUGGGGGCAUCGUGGAUACGAGUUGGGCUGUCAGUUUGAAACCACCAGCUGCCCUGAGGGAGAAAGAGGAGGCUCUCUCCUCCUGGGGGGCUCAGAGUCCCAGAAGCCCACAGGGGCGGUUCCACCCUGCCCUCCGGGGUCGCUGUGAGUCUGGGUGACUGGGUGGCGGGGAGGGCCCUGUCUGGGGUGUGUGAGCCAGGACAGCUCCCAGUAGCCUUGCCCGAGUUCAUCCUUGGGAGCUCCUUGGAUGGUGCCCAGGCUUCCUCCUCCUGCUGUUCCCCCCACCCCACUGUGCCCUCCCAGGCUCCUCUGCCAGGGCAGGAGGCUCAAGAGGCACCCCGCGUCCUGCUCUUCUGAGUAGCCAGGAGAGACCCAGAGACCAUGCCUCCACUUGAAAAUGGGGAAACUGAGGCACGCCUGUGAAACAGGACACCUCUCUGCUUGCCCCCCUCCAUGCUGGAAAUGGGCCCCCAGAUGCCUACCGUUGUUGGGAGCCAGGGACCCCACACCUUGCAAAGGGAUGCACCCUCCUCCCUGCCUUGACUCUGCUCCUCACCCCCCUCCUGCUUCUCCUACUCCCCACCCCCCACAGGACUGCCUUGCUCCCUCCUUCAAGGAAGGCAGCCUCAGACUUGUCCUGGGAGUCCCCACCUCCUGCCCCCCCCCUAAGGUGGCCCCACCCCUUCCUCUCUGAGGUAGACAGGAAGGCCCUGCAGGGCGGGCACUGAGCACCCGUCCAUGUGAGCCCCCAGUUCAGUGCCCGCAGCCACAGGGUAUCGCUGUGCUCCUGGUGAGCCCCCUCAAGGCCCCCUCAAAUCCUGUGGGCCCUGACGAGGGGCCAGGAGUGGAGAGCCAGAUAGGCAGGCCUGGGGAGUGGCUGUGAUCCACGGGGCCCUCACGGUAGCCCCCACUCACCUGCUCAUGGUCUUCCAAAAGCCCAACCCCAGGGCCCCUGCCUCCCACCUGCCCACAGCUCUUAGCAGGAACCACCCCCACCCAGCACCCAACCCCCCUACGUAUGAGACGCACACCAGACACCUGAGCCAACACACUCCAGGUGUGAAGUCAUCAGAAUCUUCUAGAAACACCGCUCCCCGCACCCACAGCUUGCCAGGGCCUGUGGGUGGGUGACCAAGUCAGGUCUUGGGCCCUCGAGAUGACCCCUCUCAGCUGUGUGGUCCCUCGGUGACCUGUGUACUCUGGCACAUCACGUGGGUACCACUUGUCAAGCCCCUGGGGCAGGGCUGCUCCUGAUAUACCCUUAGUCAUGGCCCCCCAUUACGUCAACCCACAGGAAGGGAAGCAGGUGGGUGACUGCACCUGUGAUGUACAGGGAGCUACAGAGACGCCUGGGACUGACCUCGUCUGCUGGAAGCCCUUGUGGGGUGUCCGGGGGCGGGGGGGGGGUUCCCAUGGG